Molecule: messenger RNA, 1875 nt
Organism: Ruditapes philippinarum (Manila clam)
Lineage: Eukaryota; Metazoa; Mollusca; Bivalvia; Venerida; Veneridae
Exons: 1
Coding region: 4-1218 (404 amino acids)
Biological process (GO): beta-D-galactose catabolic process via UDP-galactose, Leloir pathway
Cellular component (GO): cytosol
Molecular function (GO): UDP-glucose 4-epimerase activity
Source: RefSeq, a predicted model, not a curated record
AAAAUGAUGAAUCAAACUGGUUACAUUGUGUAUUUUUAUGUAUGUGUGAUUAUAUGCCUUCGUCUCAGCUGUAUAUACGGAAAUCCAAGCGCAGAAAAACACGAUGUUAAAACAAUUCUGGUAUUCGGUGGAAACGGAUUUAUUGGUAGUGCUACGGUGGAGAAACUGCUACGCGGUAAUUACUCUGUGGUUGUAAUCAACCGUGGAAACUGGUACUGGGAUACUGAAGAAACAGUUAAACCGUUUGUAAAACACGUGAAAUGUGAUCGCAUGCAAUCAUUACAACGCUGUGCAGGUCUACAGCAUUACAUUUGGAGUUUAGAAGCGCCGCCAUUGUUCGAGGCCGUGAUUGAUUUUAGCGCAUAUCACGCUUUUGAAAUAUCCGAGGCUUUAACAAUACUUAAAGAUAAAAUUAAGAAAUAUAUUUACAUAAGCAGCGACUCAGUGUAUGAAGUGUGCGAAAAGCAUCAUCACGGAUUAACACGAGAGGAAGACGCCGUGAGACCAACUGAAACGGCUGAGCGCAACAUAUUCAAACAAAAAGACGACUAUGGUAACAGUAAAUUAGAGUGCGAAGAAGAGUUAGAAAAGCAAGCCACUUCCGGUACAGGAAUACCCUACAUUAGUCUUCGGCUACCGGAUGUAGUUGGACCACGUGACAAUACUUACAGGUGGUGGAUAUACCAGUUGUGGAUACGUCUUGCUGACUUCACGGAUAAACGUCUUGCAGUACCGAAGUAUCUGUGGAAUCAGCCAAUGAGCUUGGUGUACGUUUAUGACGUGGCUGACGUCAUUAGUGACUGUAUAACGAGCGGUGAAGACAUUUAUAAUAACGCUUAUAAUCUCGCGCUAACUGAAACACCAACUCUCGUGCAGUUAUUGCACGGGGUAAUGAAUAGUCUGGAAGUUGAGGAUGUAGAUAUAAUUGAAAAUUCCGAGGAGGAAGGAUUUCAUUUAUUUCCGUCCGUAAAGUUAGGUCCUCUAGAUACAACGAAGGCAAGGCGCCUUUUAAACUGGAAUCCUACAUCAUGGAUUGACGUUUUAGAUCAUACAGUACAUUUUUAUGAGGAGGCAAUUCUUGAAAAGAAAUUUGAUGUCGCGAGAAAAGACGUUAUAAGGACGAUUCAACAAUAUUUUUCACAUGAUUCUGCCAAAAUAAUGAGAGGUUUAAAACACGAAUAUGGACUGACUUUCGACUCCGCCCAUGAUGAGCUUUAACUCCAAAUAUAAAUCUCUGUUUAUAGUGAAACCAACUGACUGACAUGUGCUGAAAGUAUGAUAUUGUGAAGCUUAAAGCAGUUACAUUAAUCCAUACAUGUGGAGUGCGAGUUCUAAAUGUUUCUACCUGUAACACAGUUACAGUUGUGGCUAGUCAUUUGUUGCAGUGUAAAUGCAUGUGUUCUAUGAAUAAAACAGUGUUGCCAUUACAUCAUCAGAUACAUGUGCACUUAAAACUCUCUACUUACUACAAUAUAUAGUCAGUUUUAAAGACAGUUUUUAUGCUAUAAAACAAGGAAAUAAGUGGUAUAUAUUGAGAAAACAUUAGUUAUUAUAUUACCUUAUUAUUUCAAAGUGAUUGAAUUCAUGUACACGUUGUUGUGGUUCUUACUGUAUUACAGAAUUCCACUAGCACAUCAUUUUCCAACUCUUGAACUAUUUCAGCAAAUCAGCAUUUAAUGUUUACUUUUAACUACCUACAUCUAAUUAUCAAAAAGACCACCAGGACACAAGCAGUAUUACCAGUAUCACAUAUAAAGGUACAUUUAUAUAUGGUAUUACAGUAUUACAGUCAAGAGUACCCUAUAUCGCAAAUUUUAGGGUUAUUUCUUACUUGCACCUUUCUAUGAUAUUUUUUAGAAAUAAAUUUUACAUCUU